This is a messenger RNA of Acaulospora morrowiae, 256 nucleotides long. Lineage: Eukaryota; Fungi; Glomeromycota; Glomeromycetes; Diversisporales; Acaulosporaceae. The record is from the annotation of a GenBank genome assembly.
GAAACGACAGGUGAUAGUUUGGAUGCACGUCGAUUUCAUACUGCUGUAUUGAGUCCAAAUGAAGGAAUCGUCAUUUACGGAGGAGAAGAUACUGAUAGCAGACCGGUCCUUCCAAGUCUUGCUAUAUUAAAAACCACCACCAUACCAUAUAAUUGGUACAUUCCUAAUUCGACUGAUGUGCCAGAUUUAACUGUUGUGCCCCCGCUAUCCAGGCAUUCAGCAAUAAUGUAUGGAAAUUACAUGAUCCUUGCUUUUG